AUGCACUAUAUUCCACACCAUGCAGUGAAGAAGGAUUCAGCCACGACGCCUAUACGUAUAGUAUAUGAUUGUAGUUGCCAAGAAACAUCACAGAAACCCAGUUUUAACAACUGUUUAGACUCUACCCCACCAACAUUGAACGACAUUUCACAUAUCAUGAUUCGAUUCCGACUUGGCAAGUAUGCAGUGUCCACGGAUAUAGAAAAGGCUUUUCUCAAUUUAAGACUGGAUAAAGAAGAUAGAGAUAUGACCAGAUUUCUGUGGCUGAGUUAUCCAGGUAACCCAGACAGUCCAUUCACAACAUACAGGUUCAAAUCCGUACUCUUCGGUGCCACGUGUUCACCGUUCAUCUUAAAUGCCUCAUUACUCAAGCAUCUAGAAAACAACGCUUCUAGUUGGAUCAGCAGAUUUCUUAAACGGGACUUGUAG
Messenger RNA from Mercenaria mercenaria, 429 nucleotides. RefSeq lists its product as uncharacterized. Bases 1 to 429 code for a protein of 142 amino acids. The transcript has a single exon. The record is from RefSeq and is a predicted model, not a curated record. Lineage: Eukaryota; Metazoa; Mollusca; Bivalvia; Venerida; Veneridae.